AGGGUCAGAGAAGGAUUGGGCCAAGGCUAUGAAGUUAAGGCUAGAGUCCGGUCAGGCUGAGCUGUAGGAGUUACGGGAGUGACAUUAAGGCUACGAUUAUGGGGUGGGACCAGGUUUGUGGACUUAGGGGUUUCAGUCAAAGGUCAAGGCGAGGCGCCUCCCAUUCCGACCCCCCUCUCCCUCAUCCGCAUACAAACAGGUUGGCUUCCAGUUUAAAACAGUAUAUAAACUGUUUAUAUACUUUGUUUAAAAACAGUAAGCAAAAACUCCUCUCCCUUUAAUGGUAGAAUUGGAAGGUCAUCAUUUUUCAGCCCUUAGACAACUGGUUUUAAAAUAUCUUCUGCUAGAAGCCACCCUCACGCCGAGGUAAUCGGCGGAAAAGCGGAACCUGAAUCGGAUCAAACUUGUCUAGAUUCAGACACCAGGUACCGAAAGUACCAAGGACAGACUCGCAUCCUCAAAAUUCAGAGGGAAAGUUCAUAAGACACACGACCCUGUUUCUCCAACAAGUUAAGUUCAAGAAAAGAGAAGAAAAAGAGGGAGAGAGAGAUUUGAGAGACUAAAGGGAAAAAUCGCAAUAACAAGACACUUACAGAUUUAUCAGCCAGUGGCAAUGCCUGCACCUUAUUUGGAUCCUGAUUGGAAAAAUUAAAAAAAAAAAAAAUAGUGAUCACCAGGGAAAUUUGGACGCGGUUGAAUAUUCGACCACGUUCAGCAAUGUCACCUUCCUCGUCUUUGGGCCCCUCAUGACAUUUCUGAUGCACCCAUAUAUCCAGAAACGCUCCCGCUACAUUUAUGUGCUCUUUAUUCUCUUCACAAUCACAGGACUGUUCUCCAUGUACUUUCACAUGACGCUCAGCUUUCUGGGCCAGAUGCUGGAUGAGAUCGCUAUCCUGUGGCUGCUGGCCAGCGGCUACAGCAUAUGGUUGCCUUGCUGCUAUUUCCCCACCUUCCUCGGGCAGAACAGGUCCUGGUACAUCUCACUGAUCGUCACCAUCACCCUGGUCAGUACCUGCUUGUCCUUCCUGAAGCCCACGAUCAACGCAUACGCCCUAAACACCAUUGGCUUGCACAUUGUCUACAUCGUGGUCCAGGAGUAUAAGAAGCUCAGAGGAAGCUGCAAAAAUAGUACGGAGUCCUGUGUACCCUUCACCCAGAUUCUCCCCACCUCCCCCAGAGGCAGCAUCUUGUGUAAUUACAUGACCAAAAAUAAGGAGCUCCGGCAUCUGAUUGAGGUCUCCACGGUUAUAUGGGCUCUCGCCAUUACUAGCUGGAUCAGUGACCGCCUGUUUUGCAGUUUCUGGCAAUGGAUUAAUUUCCCCUACCUGCACGGCAUCUGGCAUGUACUCAUCAGCUUCACCUUCCCCUAUGGCAUGGUCAUCCUGGCUCUGGUGGAUUCCACAUACGAGAUGCCGGACCAAACCAUCAAAGUCCGCUACUGGCCUCGGGACACUUGGCCCGUGGGGCUGCCUUACGUGGAGCUGGGUGAUGACCACAAGAGCUGCUGAGGUCUGCCAGGGCUUCUUGAUCACCCAACACCUCCGUACCCACAGAGGACAGCGGCCUGAAUUGGGAUACUGAGAGACACUCGCAGUUCUGCCCUCCAGCUCCCUCUCCUCAUCAUCCUGGUCCUCCGCGCCCCCAUACCGAGGCGGGGGUGGACUUCAUCACCUCUCUGUGCUAUGGUCUGAUAACCCUGGAGCUCCCCUCCAUGACCCGCCCCCAUUCUCUUUCACUUCCUCUUCCAGGUUCACUGUUUCACACGACCUGGUGGGGCUGAAUCACUGAAGUGCUGUGCUUCUGUGGCAGCCACUGGGAAUGACCUCAGGCUGGGGCUUGGUCCCUGGGCAUCUUAUAAACAGUGGUGGUCCUGUAA
This is a messenger RNA of Odocoileus virginianus texanus, 1876 nucleotides long. It is a transcript of the gene ACER1, whose product is annotated as alkaline ceramidase 1. Gene Ontology annotation, biological process: ceramide catabolic process; sphingosine biosynthetic process. The record is from RefSeq and is a predicted model, not a curated record. NCBI's taxonomy places the organism in Eukaryota, Metazoa, Chordata, Mammalia, Artiodactyla, Cervidae. Gene Ontology annotation, cellular component: endoplasmic reticulum; membrane.